Vigna unguiculata (cowpea) is the source of this 1245-nucleotide messenger RNA. RefSeq lists its product as uncharacterized. Lineage: Eukaryota; Viridiplantae; Streptophyta; Magnoliopsida; Fabales; Fabaceae. The record is from RefSeq and is a predicted model, not a curated record.
AUGGUAGAUGAUAACUCAAGAUCUAAGGAAGGACUAGUGAUUGAAGAUGUUGAAUCAAUGACAAUACAAGGUGUUGCUCCUAAGGAUACAAAAACAAAAUUGGGGUCAAUGUCAAUUGAUCAAUUUCUUAAAGAAAAUGGAAGCGCUGAUGAUGAAGACAAAAAUAUUCAAAAUGGAAGUGAGGAGGCGGAACAAUAUGUUGGAGAUGGAAAUACAUACCAAGAUGAAGAUGGUGAAUUGAAUGAAAAAGAAGGGACAAAGAAGAAAAGAACAAGAGGACCAACUCAAUGCUUAGCAAUACACGGAAGAUCAAUGCAAGACCGUCCAGAAGUUGUAUUGGAUGCAGAUGGAGAACCUAUUGGUUUGAUUGACAAAAUUGUAACUGACUUGAGUUAUUUCCUUGGCACAAUAGCGAGGAAUUCAACCUUUUGUCCCUUGAUUUACACAAGUUUCAAAGCUUUACUCAAAGAUAAAGAUAAUAAGGCUCAUAUAUGGACAUAUGUUCUGGAAAAGUUCAAUAUUAGUGAUAAAGGAGAGAAAGCCGUAUUUACUCGUAUAAAUGAUGCAUGGAGACGCUACAAAAGUUUUAUCAAGAAAAAACACUUUUCAAAGUACUCCACAUUGAAGGAUCGGCUAAAACAUCGUCCUUUAUUCCUUUCUGAAGCUCAUUUCAAGCAAUUGCUCAAAUAUUGGAACAUUAGUAUUAUCCAGCGUACCAAGAAAGAGGUAGGAGAAAAAGUUACUCAAGCUGAAAUGUUUAUUACAACUCGUCAACGUCGAGAAGGCCGAAAAGGAAAAGAAUUGGAUGAAGAAACACAUAAUGCUAUUAUUAAGCUUCAAGGUUCCAUUCAAAACUCAAGUGAUUCUGUAGAACAAACAUUUAAAUCACUGUUUGGAAAAGAAAAGCCUGGAAGGGUACGUUGUUACAGAAAGACUAUGAAACCAUCACAAUUUAGGAAAAAUGAAGAAAUUGCUGCCAUCAAGAAAGAACAUGCAAACGCAAUUAGUGGUAUGGAAAAGAAAAUACAAGAUCUACGAGCAAUUGUAAAUUUUGUGGUAAGGCAACAAAAUCCAGAUUUAGAUGAAAAGGACUUAAAUAAUAUGAUGGCACACGUUUUAGGUAAAGAAAGUAGUGCAACAGGGCCAUAUUCAUCUGAAUCAACCGAUGAUCUACAGCUAGAAGACAAUGAAGAUCAUGAAGACAAUGAAGGCUAUGAAGAUUAUGAAGACAAUCUUAUAGAAUAA